UGGUCUUCCAUCGCGUGAUUCGCCAUCCUGGUUUAACCUGAUCGCCGCUUUUAAAAACUUAUAGUCCCAAUGAGGUGACGAGGUAUCGAAGCCGCGAGUUAAAAAAAUCACUCGGAUUUUCGUGUGAAGCGGCUUGUUCUGCGUGCAAACAUGUGUCCUUUUUGUUUCUAAUGAAUCUGUUUACCGUGCGUGAAAAUGGCCCAGGAGACUGAUGAUAUCAACUUGACUCCUCAAGAAUUACAGAUACUAUCUGAAUUAGACAGCCGGCAGUUUGGAUUCUUGAAACUGAAUUCACAAGAACAAUCAAAGAAGAAAGCUUUAGUCGUUCGUGCAAUCAAGUAUCUGGAAAGGAUGUUGGUUCAAGCGCAGGCUGAAAAACAACGCAGAAAAGCUGAUAGUACCAAAAUGAAUGCUGAUGAAUUAAAAGAGGAUGAAGAGGACAAAGGAAUCAGUAUUGAUCCUAAAACAUAUUGCAAAUUAGGACAUUUUCAUUUACUUUUAGAAGAUUAUAGUAAAGCCAUGUCAGCGUAUCAAAAAUUUUAUUCUCUGAAAGGGGACUAUUGGAAAGAUGCCUCAUUUUUGUAUGGUCAAGGGCUUGUCUAUUAUCAUUUCAACGCCUUUCAAUGGGCCGUGAAGGCAUUCCAGCAGGUGCUGUGGGUGGAACCUGGUUUUCCACGGGCCUGCGAGGUUCACCUACGGCUCGGCUUGAUGCUGAAGGUCCACGCUGACUUUGACGCCGCCCUCAAGCACCUGACGCUCGCUCUGAUCGAUGCCACGACACCUGCUUCCUUCUCAAAGCUUGAAAUAAAAUUUCACAUAGCCCAUCUGUACGAGGUACAAGGAAAGUACAGGCUAGCCAAAGAGCACUACGAGUCGCUGCUCAAAGAGAAGACUCUGCCCUCCCAUUUGAAGGCUGACAUUUGCCGCCAAUUAGGAUGGAUGUACCAUGUCAUUGACUGUACUAUAUUGGGCAUAACUAGACAGCAGAAGCAAGCGAUUGCUAUUCACUGUCUUCAAAAGUCUAUCGAGGCAGAACCGAAGAGCGGCCAAAGCCUUUAUCUGCUGGGACGUUGCCUUGCUGCUUCUGGAAAAGUUCAUGAUGCAUUUAUUGCUUAUAGAAAUUCUGUGGAAAAGUCAGAAGGAAACGCUGACACGUGGUGCAGCAUAGGCGUUUUAUACCAGCAGCAGAACCAGCCUAUGGAUGCUCUGCAAGCUUAUAUAUGCGCAGUACAGUUAGAUAAAUCACAUUCGGCUGCGUGGACUAAUCUCGGCAUUUUGUACGAAAGCGUUAGCCAGCCUAAAGACGCACUAGCUUGUUACGUCAACGCAUCCAGAGGUAACAACAACACACCGACUUGCACAGGCUCACUGGCCGGCUUGGGUGGCGCUAAGUCUGGUGGUAACACCCCGAUGAACCCAUCCCUUCAACAGAGGAUAAACUUCCUGCAGAGUCACUUGAGCCAAGCACCGAUGCCUUCCGUCGCCACCAAGAGGCGGCAAUUGCCGUCUAUAGAAGAGGCUUGGAACUUACCCAUCAGCGCUGAGAUGUCUAGCAGGCAACAGCAACAACAACAACCACCAAGUGGCCCAGGCUACAAAUAUGGUACCACACCUUCUGGUCCGCCACCUCCUUAUCCACAGGGGCAAGGACAGAAUCUUAACACAAAAAGAUUCAAACCCGGAGAAGAGCCAGUUUCACCGGGUGCACCGCAAAGGCCACCACCAUUUUACCUUUCAUCGCAACAACUACAGAUGCUACAGUUCCUCCAACAAAAUCAUGGAAGUUUAACGCCACAGCAACAGGGUCUGCUGGCUCAGUUGCAGCAUCAAUAUAGAUCUAUGCAGCAACACCAGCAGCAGCUUAGGAUACAGCAACAGCAAGCUGCACAAAGAGGUUUGAGGCCUGGACAGCCCGGUUACCCCACUGGAUAUAAUCAUGCACAGUUGGCCCAGCCGGGUGUUAUUAAAAAUUAUGGAAUACCUCAACAGCCAUUGCAACAAGGUGGAACUGUUGCACUGCAGACAGGAUUCUCGGAAUCGAACGUCGGUUACAACACGGCGGCGACCGGGAAUAGCCAGACACCGGGAAUGCCUUACAAGUCCGCCUCUGACCCGAAUUUCCCGCAACGACAAAUGGCGCCCGGUGGCCAGUUCAACCAAUACCAGCCCAAUCAGUACACCGCCCAGGGUUACACUCAGAUUUCAUCGACAACGAGCAACUAUCCCGAGGGAUCCGCCGGGAACAAAGACUUGGGUGUCACGGACCAAGAACUACAGGCGCUGUUAUCGCAGAAGGAUAUCGCGACAUCGCUGGCGGAAGAUCUGUUGAAGCAUUUCGGUUCCGAGGACCUGGACGUGAAAGAGGAGUCACCGAGUAUCAUGAAUAAUGGUACUCUAAGCUCGGGUCCGUUCUCACCGUCCAACUUGGAAGAGAGCAACGAGAAGAUCAAAGAGGUGAAACUGGAGAAGGUGGACGACACGCAGCCGUCGUCCACGUCGAAAUUGGAAACGUACGAGAAGAGUAACGCGAAGACACCGUCCACGGUGGAGACCGUGAAAUGCGAGGCAACGUCCAGUACAAAUAAAAUCGAAUCCGUUGCCCGGGUCGAGCCGGUGCUCAAGUUGGAAAGCUUGUGCGAAUCACAGCCCGAGCAGAAACUAAGUAUAGACAUGGACGCGAAGACAAUUAUCGAGGCGUGCAAGGGCCAGGGACUGAAAGGCGUGCCGAAUUGUUCCAUUCUCAGCGAUCGUUCGCCACCGCCAGCGCCACCGGAUCCACCGAACCAGAGGCUAACCAAGGAACAACUUUUGCCACAAACACCUAGCGUUUACUUAGAGAAUAAGAAGGACGCGUUUGGUCCACAGUUGCAGGAGUUCUGUCUGAAGCACCCGAUAGCUGUGAUUCGAGGCCUGGCAGCCGCUCUGAAGCUGGACCUAGGACUGUUUUCGACGAAAACACUAGUGGAGGCCAAUCCUGAUCACGGCAUCGAGGUUAGGACGCAAAUGCAGCAAACUAGCGACGAAAAUUGGGAUCCUGUGAUGAGUAGAAAAGUUUGGGGAUGCAUAAGUCACAGGAGCCACACGACCAUUGCGAAGUACGCACAAUACCAAGCUUCGAGCUUUCAGGAAAGCUUGAAGGAAGAGAGAGAGAAGGCUCAAGGUAUACACACCUCUAAUCUAUCCGACUCGGACUCCAAGGACAGCACUGGUGCUGUCAGGAGGAAGAAAAACGCGUUCGGAUUGGCUGGUCGACCCGGCGCGAAAAUGUUGCGAUUUGGGACCAAUGUAGACUUGUCGGAUGAGAGGAAAUGGAAGCCUCAGCUUCAAGAGCUGAUGAAGUUGCCAGCGUUUGCAAGGGUUGUGUCGGCCGGAAAUAUGCUCAGCCAUGUUGGCCACGUUAUUUUGGGAAUGAAUACUGUUCAGUUGUACAUGAAGGUGCCUGGUAGUAGGACACCUGGUCAUCAGGAGAACAACAACUUUUGUUCCAUUAAUAUCAACAUUGGACCAGGAGAGUGUGAAUGGUUUGCAGUACCUGACGCAUAUUGGGGCGUGAUUUGUGCUCUUUGCGAGAGAAAUAAUAUUAAUUACCUUCAUGGCAGUUGGUGGCCUUCUUUAGAAGAUCUGUACGAGGAAAAUAUUCCCGUGUACAGGUUUCUACAAAGGCCGGGUGAUCUCGUCUGGGUUAAUGCAGGUUGUGUACAUUGGGUACAAGCUGUUGGGUGGUGUAAUAACAUCGCUUGGAAUGUGGGUCCUUUAACGGCUCGUCAAUAUCAAUUGGCAAUUGAACGUUAUGAAUGGAAUAAAUUACAGUCGUUCAAGUCCAUUGUACCAAUGGUGCACUUGUCUUGGAACUUAGCCCGUAAUAUCAAAGUGUCGGAUCCCAGACUGUUCGAAUUGAUUAAAAAUUGCCUCUUAAGGACAAUGAGACAGUGUUGCUUGAUAUUAGAAUUUGUGAAAAGUAAAGGUGUAGAAGUUCGGUUUCAUGGACGAGGAAAGAAUGAAGCGUCACAUUACUGUGGACAAUGUGAGAUCGAAGUGUUCAACAUCCUGUUCAUAAGGGAGCAAGAGAAGCGACACGUAGUGCACUGUAUGGACUGUGCAAGGAAACAAUCUCCAUCCCUGGAAGGAUUCGUUUGCCUAGAAGAGUACAGAAUGCGCGAUUUAAUGGACGUUUACGACGGAUUUACUCUACACACGUCUAUGUCUACUCCCACGUCCGCUCAGUCUGGCCAAUCCUCCUGAGGUUACA
Molecule: messenger RNA, 4249 nt
Organism: Dufourea novaeangliae
Lineage: Eukaryota; Metazoa; Arthropoda; Insecta; Hymenoptera; Halictidae
Gene: Utx
Product: histone demethylase UTY
Exons: 14
Coding region: 196-4242 (1348 amino acids)
Biological process (GO): regulation of gene expression
Cellular component (GO): MLL3/4 complex
Molecular function (GO): histone H3K27me2/H3K27me3 demethylase activity; protein binding; RNA polymerase II cis-regulatory region sequence-specific DNA binding
Source: RefSeq, a predicted model, not a curated record